AUGCCCGAAGCUUGGAGGCGAGCCUUCUGCCACCCCCAGCAGCUACCUCGUUCCGCCGCCAAGAUGAACAUUCUCUUCCUCUGCACGGCGCACAACUCGUUGUCACAACGCCUCUACCUGGCCCUGGCCAAGACACACUCUGUCACCAUCGAGUAUGCUCUCUCCGACCAAGCCAUGGUCGAGGCUGUCGCUUUGGCCCAGCCCGACCUCAUCAUCUGCCCGUUCCUUACAUCCCGGGUGCCCAACGAGAUUUACCUCAACUACCUCACACUCAUCGUCCAUCCCGGCCCGCCAGGUGAUGCCGGCCCUAGCGCCCUCGACUGGGUGCUCAUGGGCGACGACGGUUCCGAGACAUCAGUCGAUUAUCUCCUCCAGUCUUCGGCGCCUGCACGGCCGGGGCGCUCCCACUGGGGUGUCACCGUCCUCCAGGCUGUAGAGGAGUUCGACGCCGGCCCCGUCUGGGCCUUUGAGCAGUUCCCCAUCGAUAUCGAUGCCCCGGACGCCACCAAAUCUAACCUCUAUCGCGGGCCUGUGACACGAGCAGCCCUCACCGCCACUCUGGCAGCCCUCGAGCGCAUCUCAACCGCAGCCUCUCGUCACACCAACGUCCUCACGCCUCCACCAUCGCCAGGACGUGAGAAGUCGAGUCCGUUGGUCCGCGCCAGCGCCAUCUCGCCCCGCAUCCAAGCCGAUCCCGUGUACCGGCAACUUUCGGUCACACUGCAGCAGUCUUUCCUCGGCGGUGUGACGCGACAUCGACCACUUCUCAAAGCGUCCCAGCGCGACUUCGACAUGACGAAACACACAGCGCGCGAUAUCUCACGCAGAAUCCGGUCCGCUGACUCUCAACCCGGCUGUCUCACUGGGCUGUUUGGAAGCAACCUAUUCGUCUACGGCGGCACCGUUGAGGAAGCAGGUGACCUGCUCGAGGGACAACCCCAAGCGGGCACCAUCAUCGCCUGCCGAGAUGAGGCCAUUUGCGUCGCGACGUGUGACGGCAAGGGCAUCUGGAUCUCGCACAUCCGGCGCACCAAGCGAAAGGUCGACGCAAUGCUGUGGCCCAAGGUGCCCGCCGUGUCGGGACUCCGCGAGCUCGGCCUCCUAGACGAUGCCACCUUCAGCCGCACCCAAGUACCGCGUGCCACUGUCGACUGGUCUAAGGCUGCGGCGUCUACGCAUCAGGAGAUCUGGGUCGACUUUACGUCCAUGCCGGGCGCCCGACGCGUGGCGUUCGUCUACUUUGAGUUUUACAACGGCGCCAUGAGCACGAGCCAAUGCGACCGCCUCGUCGAGGCCCUCGAAUUCGUCGCGCGUACACACCUUGUCGAGCGGCCCCUGAGCGCCGUGGUGCUGAUGGGCGGCAACUCCUACUUCAGCAACGGCAUCGCGCUCAACGUCAUUGAGGCGAGCGCCGACCCUGGCCAGGAAUCAUGGCGGAACAUCAACCGUAUCGACGACGUGGUGCAGUGCCUGCUCGACGACUUCCCCAGGCGAAACAUCAAGACUGUUGCAGCGAUUCGAGGGAAUUGCGCCGCUGGCGGCGUGGCUCUGGCGGCCGCUUGCGACGUCGUGAUUGCUGGCUCGGAAACAGUACUGAACCCGGCCUAUCGUGCGCUGGGUCUUCACGGGUCAGAAUAUCACUCUCUCUCGUACACUGGACGAUGUGGCGUCGAUGGCGCGAGGAGGCUGCUGCGCGACAUGACGCCACUUUCGGCCUACGACGCGCGAGCUAUGGGCUUGAUCGAUCACAGCCUGCCCGGCUCUGGCAAGGUCCUCGACGCCAGGGUUCGAAACCAUGUCAAGGCCAUGGUGUGCGGCAGCAACGCCUACACACCAGGCAAGUGGAAGAGCAACGUCGACGUCUCGCCGGCGGGCCACGCCGCGGCGCGCGCACAGGAGCUCGGCGAGAUGGCCAAAGACUUCUGGAGCGCUCGUGCCGCGCGAUACCACGAGCGCAGGCGAGACUUUGUCCGCAAGAUCAAGGCGCGCAGGACCCCGCUGCGCUUCGCGGGUCACAGGCGCCUCGCUGGCGUCCUCGACGAGGAGGAGUCCGACUCGUUCGACGACGUGGGUGCGUUUGAACGGCGCGCCCUCGACAGGCUCGUCGAGGAGCGUUUGAGGCAGGUCAUGCCCAUGAGCCCCACGGACAGCGCGCUGGGAUCUGUGGACGGCGACCACCACGCGAAGGCGCUGGCGCCGACGGUCAUUUGCGCCGAUGUGCCGACGCGAGACCUGGGGCCCGUGUUCUCGUGUUACUAUGGGUCGGCUUAA
This is a messenger RNA of Verticillium alfalfae VaMs.102, 2271 nucleotides long. RefSeq names its product hydrogenase maturation factor hoxX. The transcript has a single exon. Bases 1 to 2271 code for a protein of 756 amino acids. The record is from RefSeq and is a predicted model, not a curated record. NCBI's taxonomy places the organism in Eukaryota, Fungi, Ascomycota, Sordariomycetes, Glomerellales, Plectosphaerellaceae. Gene Ontology annotation, biological process: biosynthetic process. Gene Ontology annotation, molecular function: catalytic activity.